CCUUAAUACCAUUGCCUCUUUUCCCCUCCAGCUAGUGGCUUACACCAUAAGUAUGAAAAUUAACAGCUCAUAUCCAUAAUACCUAAGUUUACUUUGUUAAAUGUUAAAAUAAAAGAAAAAAAUCCUUGUCCGAUUAACACAUACGAAACCAGAGGCGAGAGUAGAUGGUGAGUUGAGAUGGUACGGACAGCAGGGAAGCAGAAAUCCGUUAGAUUGGUGUUAGUGUGUGUGGGACUGUUAGGGUUUGGUGUUAUCGCUAAUUAUCUUUGGGCUUCUUCUCCCCGUCUCUCCAAUUGGUCUGUUGAUAAUUCUUUAACCAAUUUAAUCAUCCCCAGAACGGAAGAUCCAUUCUCAGAUGCUACAUUUCCAGCCCCUAAGGGAGAAGCUGACAAAGGAAAGAAGAAGAAGAAGGGCAAAGAUAAGGACAUUCCUGAUAGAUUCCUAUCAGCAACAUUUGCUGAUUUGCCUGCACCAGAAUUAAAAUGGGAUAAAAUGGCUCCUGCACCUGUGCCUCGUCUAGAUGGGGCAGCAAUACAGAUUAAGAAUCUCCUGUACGUGUUUGCUGGAUAUGGAACAAUCGAUUAUGUGCAUUCACAUGUUGAUAUUUACAAUUUUACGGAUAACACAUGGGGAGGGAGAUUUGAUAUGCCCAAAGAAAUGGCACAUUCACACUUGGGAAUGGUGACAGAUGGUAGAUACAUUUAUAUUGUCACAGGACAAUAUGGUCCACAAUGUAGAGGGCCAACGGCCCGGACAUUUGUGUUGGAUACUGAGACAAAGCAGUGGCGGGAUAUGCUACCUCUACCAGUACCUAGGUAUGCACCUGCUACUCAGCUUUGGAGAGGUAGACUCCACGUGAUGGGUGGCAGCAAGGAAAAUCGGCACACUCCAGCAUUUGAGCAUUGGAGUCUUGCUGUAAAAGAUGGCAAAGCAUUAGAAAAUGAGUGGAGGACAGAGAUACCAAUACCUCGUGGAGGUCCUCAUAGGGCUUGUGUUGUGUUUGAUGAUCGGCUUUAUAUCAUUGGUGGUCAAGAAGGAGAUUUUAUGGCAAAACCUGGAUCACCUAUUUUCAAGUGCUCCCGAAGGAAUGAGGUAGUAUUUGACAAUGUUUACAUGCUGGAUGAUGACAUGAAGUGGAAAGCCUUACCUCCUAUGCCAAAGCCUGAUUCUCACAUUGAAUUUGCUUGGGUGAUUGUUAAUAAUUCACUUGUUAUUGUUGGAGGCACCACAGAUAAGCACCCCAUAACGAAAAGGAUGGUCCUAGUUGGUGAAGUCUUCCAGUUUAACCUAGUUACACUGAAAUGGUCAGUCAUCGGAAAACUUCCGUAUCGUGUGAAAACCACACUGGUUGGACUGUGGAACGGAUGGUUGUAUUUUACAUCUGGGCAACGAGACAGAGGUCCGGAUGAUCCAACACCUAAGAAGGUCAUUGGAGAGAUGUGGAGAACCAAAUUGAAACUAAACUCAUGAUAUUAGUAUUAUUAUUUUUUGGUAGGAUUUUCAAUUCUGCGAAAAUCUUUUGAUUUGUAAGAUGAAAUAUUCGUUGGAUUUUUGCCAAUUUUGUCAUCUUCUCCAAGUAAAAGAAACUAUGGGAGAGUAAAAUUUCUCCCUGCUGGCUUGUAUAAACUUCAGAAUAUCUACAUUCUCAGUGAAAUUGAAAUUUAUUUUUUUAA
Molecule: messenger RNA, 1673 nt
Organism: Manihot esculenta (cassava)
Lineage: Eukaryota; Viridiplantae; Streptophyta; Magnoliopsida; Malpighiales; Euphorbiaceae
Product: kelch repeat-containing protein At3g27220
Exons: 7
Coding region: 178-1470 (430 amino acids)
Molecular function (GO): protein binding
Source: RefSeq, a predicted model, not a curated record